Molecule: messenger RNA, 2366 nt
Organism: Labrus mixtus (cuckoo wrasse)
Lineage: Eukaryota; Metazoa; Chordata; Actinopteri; Labriformes; Labridae
Gene: slc32a1
Product: solute carrier family 32 member 1
Exons: 2
Coding region: 555-2135 (526 amino acids)
Biological process (GO): amino acid transmembrane transport
Cellular component (GO): vacuolar membrane
Molecular function (GO): amino acid transmembrane transporter activity
Source: RefSeq, a predicted model, not a curated record
UUUGCAUUGGCAGGCUGAUGAGGACACGUGUCUCCUCCCUGCCUCCCCCCCCCCCCCCUCCCCCUCCCCGGGCUCCACGGUACCGCAUUGGCAUCAGUAAAGGCACCUGAAAGCCGACAACCGACUCCUGGAAAAGCUGGCUGCAACCUUAUAACCUGAAAGACAGCGAUAUUAUAGCCCCUACAGAAACCUGUGGCUCGCCUUUUGUCGUGCGUAAAGCUUUUGCGCACACCGCCAAACUGCCUCAGAGACUGAAGGUGCGCUACUCGUCUAUCACAGAGCGCAGUCCCAAAAUGCAGAAACGGAGCGGCGACUUCUGAAGGUGACAUGAACCUCGUGCUAAUCAAGAGCAGCAGGCGAUCACUGAGCAAGAAGUGGAGAUAGCAACUGAAAACCACCGGUGUCUUGAAACUAAACUUGUGUUUUUUUUUCCCGCGUGGCUUUAUCUGAUGCAGAGAACCAAGAGCUGCCACCCAAAGUAGCCUAACAUUUUUACUGUCUGGACGAGAAAAACACUAAUUUAACUGCAGCAAGAUCCAGGAGAGGAGUGAAAAAUGGCGACGUUAAUCAAAAGCAAGCUUUCUAAUAAACUGUCAAAUGCAGCCACCACUGUCAGCAACAAAUCCCAGGCGAAGGUGAGCGGCAUGUUCGCCAGGAUGGGCUUCCAGGCCGCCACCGACGAGGAGGGUCUGGGGUUUGCCGCCUGCGAUGACCUGGACUACGACCACCGGCAGGGCAUGCAGAUGGACAUUAUGACAAGCGAAGAGAUGGGAGGAGAGGGCGCCGGAGACGGAGGCGCGCUGGAGGGGGACAGCCACUACCAGAGGGACGGCACCGGUCCGCCGCACUCAGCUUCAAAAGACGGAGGUCUUACGGACGAGCUGGCUGAAGUCAGACCAAAAAUCACCGCUUGGGAGGCGGGCUGGAACGUCACGAAUGCAAUCCAGGGGAUGUUCGUUCUUGGGUUGCCCUACGCCAUCCUGCAUGGAGGAUACCUCGGACUCUUUCUCAUUAUUUUCGCCGCCGUGGUGUGCUGCUACACGGGGAAAAUCCUCAUUUCCUGCCUGUACGAGGAGGACGAAGAUGGGCAGCUGGUCCGUGUGAGGGACUCCUAUGUGGACAUUGCCAACGCCUGCUGCCAGCCCAGGUUCCCGGCUUUAGGUGGCCAUAUCGUGAAUGUAGCCCAGAUCAUAGAACUGGUGAUGACUUGCAUCCUGUAUGUUGUGGUCAGUGGAAACCUUAUGUACAACAGCUUCCCCAACAUGCCCAUCUCCCAGAAGUCCUGGGCCAUCAUCGCCACCGCUGCUUUGCUACCCUGCGCCUUCCUCAAGAACCUGAAAGCCGUCUCCAAGUUCAGCUUGCUGUGCACGAUAGCCCACUUUAUCAUCAACGUCCUGGUGAUCGCAUACUGCCUCUCCAGAGCGCGGGACUGGGCCUGGGACAAGGUUAAGUUUUACAUCGACGUUAAGAAGUUCCCCAUCUCCAUUGGGAUUAUCGUGUUCAGCUACACCUCGCAGAUCUUCCUGCCGUCACUGGAGGGAAACAUGCAGAAACCUAGCGAGUUCCAUUGCAUGAUGAACUGGACUCACAUUGCUGCCUGCAUCCUUAAGGGCCUCUUCGCCCUCGUAGCCUACCUGACCUGGGCCGACGCAACCAAGGAGGUCAUCACAGACAACCUGCCCCCCGGAAUUCGAGCCGUUGUCAACCUCUUCCUCGUGUCCAAAGCUUUGCUGUCGUAUCCGCUGCCGUUUUUCGCUGCCGUAGAGGUAUUAGAGAAAUCGUUUUUCCAGGAAGGGGGACGCUCGUACUUCCCAGAUUGCUACGGAGGCGAUGGACGCCUAAAGUCCUGGGGACUCAGUCUCCGGUGUGGCCUUGUCGUUUUCACCUUGCUUAUGGCCAUCUAUGUGCCCCAUUUCGCCCUCCUCAUGGGUCUCACCGGCAGUCUGACGGGUGCAGGCCUCUGCUUUCUGCUUCCCAGUCUCUUCCACCUCAAGCUUUUGUGGAGAAAGCUGCAAUGGCACCAGGUUUUCUUUGAUGUCUCCAUCUUUGUAAUAGGAGGUAUAUGCAGCAUAUCUGGUUUUAUCCACUCCACGGAGGGGCUCAUAGAGGCUUUCAAUAAUGGCGUAGAAGAGUAGAUUCAAGCCAUUGUCGGAAAUAGAUGUUAACUGCAACUCCCCAUUUAGUGAAAACAUAAAGUCACGACUUUGCAGCAAGCGCAGCCCCCCUUUCUGCUUAAACCAUGCGUAAAAGCACGCACAGACCACAUGUACGCACAUCUACAGUCUACAGCAUCAUUUAAGAACACACACACACACACACACACACACACACACACACACACACACACACACGCACACACACACACA